Messenger RNA from Oikopleura dioica, 1425 nucleotides. Lineage: Eukaryota; Metazoa; Chordata; Appendicularia; Copelata; Oikopleuridae. The record is from the annotation of a GenBank genome assembly.
AUGGGAAUGAAGACAAUGAAGAAUGCAUUUUAUACAGGCCUGUCGAUAUGCUUUAUUUUAAUCUUGGUCAAAGAAAAAGAAUAUAUUUUGAAGCUAAAAGAAGAGAGCUACUAUGAUCGAGCGGAACGAAAGCAGGAGAUAAACUAUGAAACAGAGAAGGGUUUUACGACGGCGAAGAGUCCAGCUGUAGAGAAUGCCGAAGAAAAUGAGAUUCAAAUGAAGUGGACGCCAAGUACCGAGGAGUGCAGACCAGUAGACAAUUUUGUAUUUCUGAAAAAGCACAAAGUCGCCAGCACCACUUUCAAAGCUAUUUUUCGUAAAUUUGCCAAGUACCGAGAGAUUCCUCUUGAGCAAACUUUAAUUGGGCCACAAGGUGGAUGUUAUCCGGCGCGCAUAAACGAGGACUGCUGGCCCAGACGUCAUUAUCAUCCGGCAAAUGGGUUGACUUAUCACUUUCGUUGGAACAUAGAACAAGCUCACAAGAUCUUUGAUUUGAAAAACACAGCGAUUUUUACGACAAUCAGGAACCCGAUGACUUGCUUUGAAUCCGUCUACAAUUACUUUUACUUCAAGCGAUCGAGAAAAUUGGAUUAUUCGUGCGAUUCGCCUUGCUGGAACCGCCCGUUUUACCAAUUCAACGGAGAUAGAUUGGGAAUCUCCACCGGCGAAUUCUUGGAUUCCCUUCCGGAAAAUUUCGACCCGACAGUUUCCAGAAAUUUUCGAGCAAAGAACUUUCAAUCGUUCGAACUUGGGCUAGACCAUUUGAAUGACGACCCUGCUUAUAUAAAAUCGCAAAUGGAGCUGCUGGAGACACAAUUUGAUCUUGUCAUUAUUCUAGAGCACUACAUGGAAUCGAUCGUCCUUCUCAAACAUCGCCUCUGCGUUCCUUACGAAAUUUUGUACAUCAAGGCGAAAAACACGGCGAGUUAUACGCCACAGCCGCUGAACGAAAGACAACAAGCCACCUUCAACGAGUUUUUCAAGCAAGAUCUCGAAAUGUACAAAUUCUUCAACGAGACUCUUCACAAGAAAAUCGACGCGUUUGGACGGGAUCGAAUGCGCGAGGAGAUCAUAAUUGCAAAGAGAAUAUUUGAACAGUGUGCGAAGCUCUCUGACGAGCAUAAAAAUGCAUGCAAAAUUAAAAGACCUGAAAGUGAACCACCGGCAAAUAUAACUAGCGAAAUCGUCCAAUACCCGUCCCUUGACCCGAAGAUCUACCUCAAAUACAUGGACGAAAACUUUGGACACUGCUCUAAUCCGUCUAGUUCUUAUGGAAAAAUCAAAUCUAUUCACGAAACGGGAGUUUUCCACAGUACAUGUCGAUCUAUUGACCAACCUCUGCGAUCAAACUUUGGUGAUUACAUUAAAAGUACUGUAGAGUUGGGAGACAAAGUCGAUAACUAUACGAAUAUAAUAAAUUCUUAG